This is a messenger RNA of Penicillium daleae, 2484 nucleotides long. RefSeq lists its product as uncharacterized. Lineage: Eukaryota; Fungi; Ascomycota; Eurotiomycetes; Eurotiales; Aspergillaceae. The transcript has 3 exons. Gene Ontology annotation, biological process: regulation of transcription by RNA polymerase II; DNA-templated transcription. The coding region runs from base 1 to 2484 and encodes 827 amino acids. Gene Ontology annotation, cellular component: nucleus. Gene Ontology annotation, molecular function: RNA polymerase II cis-regulatory region sequence-specific DNA binding; zinc ion binding; DNA-binding transcription activator activity, RNA polymerase II-specific. The record is from RefSeq and is a predicted model, not a curated record.
AUGGGUGAUCAUCAAGAUUACAUGCUUCAAGAAGACGCCGCCGAGUCGGGGAGAGUGAUUCAGAGGCGACGUCGCCCCCCACUAUCUUGCACUGAAUGUCGACGACGCAAGCUAAAGUGCGACCGCUCCCUUCCAUGUGGACAAUGUGUCCGCUCAAAAACAGCGGAUUCCUGUGUCUUUGUUGGCCCUCAGCCGGGAGAGACAUCGGGAUCUUCACAACGCAUGUCGCCCCCAGUUUCCCGCAUGCGACUACCCAACGGCCAGGACGAGCAACCAGGAAGUACGGGUGGCAUGUUUGUUUUUGACUCGAAAAUGGGUCCCAAAUCAACUUCAACUCGUGUCUCCAAGCGUGGCCAUCAAGACGAGCUCCAUGAGCUCCGACAGCGAUUGCGCACGUUGGAGCGUGCAUUGGCAAAGCCUGGGACUGCCAUUCAAACACCAGAAACCUCCAUUUAUGACACCUUCUCUGAGGUGACUACCUCUCAAAACAGCGUUGAAGGUGCUGGCGUCGAUGACCGGGUACGGUUCCUGCCCGACUGCAGCUUCCGAGGCAAAAAAGGCAAGACCAGAUAUUUCGGCCGCAGCCACUAUAGCACGACGGUAUCAUUUUUCCAAGAUAUCGGCACAUUCAUGCGGCGCAGCCACAAGACUGUCAAGGACAAAGAAUAUUGCGACAUGAAAAAGUUCAAGUUCGAGAUGUGGUCGCGUGAAAGUCAGGAGCACCAGCGAGCUUUUCGAGAGCAGGCUUUCAAACUCGACGUGAUGGUGCCAUCGCGAACCGUUGCAGACCGGCUGCUUCAGCUAUAUCUGGACACAUUCGAGACCACCUUUCGAAUUCUGCAUGUCCCAAGCUUUCUCAAACAAUACGCCGACUACUGGGCUAACCCCCAAAAGCCAGAUAUGGCCUUUGUUGCCCAGCUACUGGCAGUCAUGGCUGCAGGCAGCCGAUUCUAUUCGCAAUCUCCAGAACGAGAUGAGCGGGACACUUAUCAAAAGCCAGCAAUGAAGUGGAUCAUGGCAGUCCAGUCAUACAUUUCUUGCAAUUUUGUGAGCCCUGAUAUUGACUUCAAGAUGAUCCAGACACAGACUCUUCUUCUAGUCGCUCGACUUGCUAUUGCUAGCGAUGGCGACGUUGCCUGGGCUUCCUCGGGCUCCCUCAUUCGAUCUGCGAUGACAAUGGGACUGCACCGUGAUCCGACACGGUUCCGUAAAUCGACCACUCCAUUUUGGUCGGAGCUUCGACGUCGACUGUGGACCACGAUUGUGGAGAUCGAUCUCAAGAUUUCUCUUGAUCGUGGGGUUCCCCCGUCAGUGGACCUGGAUGAGUGUGACUGCGAUCCCCCAUCCAAUUGGGAUGACUCCGAAUUAUACGAGAACAUGGAGAACAACCCAGCCCCUCUGAGCACCGCACGAUACACGCGUAACUUCUACCAAUGCCUACUUUCAAAGACAUUGGAGCUUCGAUAUCGCAUCGCCAAAAAGAUCAAUACGUUACGUUUCGACUUAUCAUAUGAUGAGACGCUGCGAAUGAGCGAGGACAUGUUUCGAUCAAUGAAAACUGCGUCUGAUCUUUUCGAUGACAAUGCAUCGGGAAUUAAUCCCUCUGACGCGGCUCGACAUCGAUUUGCUCAGUCUCUACAUCUCUUCAUAAUGCGCAAGUUCUUACUUGCCCUCCACCGCCCUUUCUGUCUGAGCGUCGUGCGACUCCCGAAAUGCUCCUACUCGCGGAAAGUCUGCCUUGAAAAAUCUCUUGAGAUUCUAUCGCAGAUGGAGCUUCCCACCCCUGCCGACCCGAUACUAUACCCACAUAUAACGCAACUCGGAAGUGGGAUGUUCUGCGACGAAACUUUCCACGCAGCUAUUACGGUUUGUGUAGAGCUAUCCCUCCAAGCCCAAGAGAUGAGUCAAUCAUCCGGUCCAGCGAUGGAAUGCAUGCACACGAGUGUGCUACUCAGCAUGGUUCAAUCGCAGCAAAACGUGAUGCUGCAAGCAGUUGAGCGUGCCCUGGAUGACUUUGGACGAAGAGUGGGAUGUGGCACUGGAAAAGGAACAAAGCCAUACUUUUUCCUGGGUCUGAUUCUAGCAUCAGUCAAGUCUCGCAUUAAGGGAGAAGAUCCCUUCCAUAUGAUCGAGGCAGCAUCCAAACGAGCUGUUCGUGUUGGUCGAGGCAUCGUGAGCGGCCUCUCGUAUGACGAGGCGUUGGCGAGUGCGGACCGACCGCCUCCACAGGUGAGAUAUCCAUUCUCUUCUUCUUAUGAAGCUGCUUUGCUUAUGUGGAAUUAUCAGCCUGCUAUUUCUCUGGAUGGUCCGAUAGAGACGACUCCUCUUUCUGUUUCUUCUAUUGAUUUUGAUUUCCCUUCUUUGUUGUCUGCGGACUUUAGUGAUUUUGCGCCGCUUGAUUUGGGAGGUUGGUUUGAGGGAUUGGAUACCAGUGGAGCAGAGCUCUGGGACAACAAUCUUUUUGCAGACCUGCCACAGAUUUGA